Molecule: messenger RNA, 2529 nt
Organism: Carya illinoinensis
Lineage: Eukaryota; Viridiplantae; Streptophyta; Magnoliopsida; Fagales; Juglandaceae
Product: ankyrin repeat-containing protein At5g02620-like
Exons: 8
Coding region: 109-2328 (739 amino acids)
Molecular function (GO): protein binding
Source: RefSeq, a predicted model, not a curated record
CAAACACACACAAGCUGCUAACCAUUAAUAUUUCUUUCUAUUGUACGUGCAUGCUUCUUCUUCAAUCGGAACGUACGUAGUAGCUGGGAGGAUCUCAUCAGAAUAUAAAUGGCUGACAAAGUAGACCAAAUGAGUCCGAGAUCAACAUCCAUGGAGAUGAAGAAGAGAGAUUUGUUGAAAAAUGCGAUGAAGGGCCAAUGGAGUGAAGUUGUGGAGAUAUACAAAAAAGAGCCAUGGAUUCACACGGAAAAGAUCACAAGGUCAGGAGAAACGGCAUUACACAUUGCUGUCUCCGAUGGCCAAAAAAGGAUUGUCAUACAACUUAUAACAGCAAUAAAGUCUCAAAUAGAUCAGAAUGCCAAGAAAGCUGUUCGUGUUAAAAACAAGCAAGGGAAUACGGCUCUCCACUUUGCUGCAUCAAAGGAGAAGGAACGUCCCAUCAUGUGCAUGUCCAUAGCAGACGUUGAUCCAUCAUUGGUGGGUUGUCCUAAUCGUGAAGGAGAGACUCCUUUUUUCUUGGCAGCGUUCCACGGUAAAAAGAGAGCAUUUCUUUGUCUUCACCGAAUCUGUGCUAAAACCAAUCAGGAUGGCUACGGUUAUUCCACCAGGAAGGAUGGUAACACCACUCUUCACUGUGCCAUUAACGGACAACAUUUUGAUUUGGCAUUUCAGAUAAUUCAAUUGUAUCCGAAACUAGCAAACAGUGUCAAUAACAAAGGAUUAUACCCUCUCCACAUACUUGCGGCCAAGCCUUCCGCUUUCAGAAGUGGCAAACCCCAUGGAUCAAUAUGGCGUAGAGCCAUCUAUAACCGCAUAUUUGUUGAUGAGCUCAAGCUGGACAUGAUGGACGAAGAUGAUAUUAUUUCAAAUAAUCUCCCGAAGAGGGCAUUGAUCAGACUAGGCCUCGUUCGAUCAUCAUUGAAGAAUAAGUUUGGUCGUCUUGCAUCUGCUCGUGGAACAAAUGACGAAUUAGAUGAUCAUACAGAACAGACCCAAGAUAUAGAGAAUAUUAUAAAUAUAUCAGACGAAUAUUCAGGAAGACAUCAUGAUCAUGGAGGCAUCUUUUCUCCAUUUUUCAAGCUCGCAUAUUCCAAGGCAAUGUGGAUCAUUUCAUUGUUUCUCUACAUUUUCACCAGUGAAUUCAAGGGAAUGUUGCUGUUACCAUUUGGAAUAAAAGGAUAUAGCAGGAGAAGAAGGAUGGAGCAUAUAAUCAGAAGUUCUUAUCAUGUCAAACAGAAGCACACAUGGGCAGUUCAAAUUAUGAACAAGCUUUUAGAGCAUACAGAAUUAUACCAAGGUUCUGAAACAUGGGCGGGUGAAGACGAACCAGAAGAUUCAGAAGAUCGGGACUCAACUUUGACAAUUAAUCAAGAAUCUAAACCUCACUCGUGUCAUGAAGAGGACAGGGAGACGCCCAUACUAACUGCAGCUAAAUAUGGUGUCAUUGAAAUGGUAGAGAGAAUCUUAGAACUAUAUCCCAUUGCCAUAUACGACGAGACUUCGGUUACAAAGAAGAAUAUAGUGCUUUUGGCUGUGGAGAAGAGGCAAAUACAUGUUUAUCAACUCUUGCUACAAAGAACCAUCCCUAGAGACAGCGUGUUUGGGCAUGUGGAUAAGGAUGGGAAUGGUGCCUUGCAUCUCGCCGCAAGGCUUGCACGCCAUACGCCUGGUAUGAUUCCUGGUCUGCAAAUGCUAUGGGAGAUCAGGUGGUAUCAGUUCGUAGAGGACUCCAUGCCACCCUACUUCUUCCCCCUCCACAAUAAGAACAACAAGACACCAAUAGAAAUGUUCACCAAAAACCAUAGGAAACUUGUAAGAAGUGGUGGAAAGUGGCUAAGCAGCACCUCCAAUUCGUCGUCUGUUGUUGCUACACUUAUCGCCAGUGUGGCCUUCGCCACUGCUGCCACUAUACCAGGAGGCUUGAAGCAGGAUGAUCAUGGCACUCUAGUGUACGGAAACCAACCCGCGUUCUACAUCUUCGCCAUCUCAUCGCUAUUUGCACUCUUUUUCUCUGUCGCUUCAGUGGUCAUGUUUUUCGCUCUUAUGUCAUCACCAUAUGAAGCUAGAGAUUUCAGCAGCGAUUUGCCAGAGAAACUGUUGAUGAGUUUAUUGACGCUUUUUCUUGGCAUAGCUUCGAUGUUGAUAUCCUUCUGCGCUGCACAUUUCUUUCUGUUACAGGAUAAACUGAAAACUGUGGCAUUGGUUCUGUAUGCAGUGCUGGUUGCGUUGGUAAUUUACUUGACUAUAAAGAAUUCUUCACUGUUUUUAAAUCUUCUGAGGGUUACUUUCAGCAAUGUACCGGAGCGCCUCUACGAGGAUGAUUUUUAAUGUAUUUGUUUAUAUUUAUUUCAUUUGUUUCUCUUUUAAGCUUUCCUUUAUUUAAUCCAUCAAGUUUGUACUACACAUUUAUAAGUUCUGAUCAUCUGAUCUUGUGCGUCUAUAAUUAUAUGUUUGACAAUAAUGCUAUUUCUCCAUAUGAAAUAAAAACCAUGGAAUAUUAUUAAGCUUGCGUCUAUUGGAGUUAUGACA